AUGCGCUCGUCAACAUGUUCGUUUUCUCCGUGCUCAGUGAAACUUAUACGGAAUUGUAUUCCAUCAUUACAUCUGUCUUCGACUACAUCACUUCAACCGACAAUUGCUGCACCGAAAAAAUGGCCAUCAGAGCUGAUUGAAGCAGUUUGUAUUGAAGCAUUUGGUCUUACAGCUCAAGUAGAACCUCAAGGAAAAUGGGUGACAACAAAUCAUGUGAAGUCGAAAUAA
Messenger RNA from Adineta ricciae, 228 nucleotides. The record is from the annotation of a GenBank genome assembly. NCBI's taxonomy places the organism in Eukaryota, Metazoa, Rotifera, Eurotatoria, Adinetida, Adinetidae.